This is a messenger RNA of Pimephales promelas (fathead minnow), 1166 nucleotides long. RefSeq names its product placental growth factor a (gene pgfa). The record is from RefSeq and is a predicted model, not a curated record. Gene Ontology annotation, cellular component: membrane. Gene Ontology annotation, biological process: vascular endothelial growth factor signaling pathway; positive regulation of mast cell chemotaxis; positive regulation of protein phosphorylation. Lineage: Eukaryota; Metazoa; Chordata; Actinopteri; Cypriniformes; Leuciscidae. Gene Ontology annotation, molecular function: growth factor activity; chemoattractant activity; vascular endothelial growth factor receptor binding.
AGUCAGUGCAUCUUUCAAACUCGAUGACCCAAUUCUGCAGCAUUACUCACGCAUACAGUGCAUGACUCACUCCAAACAAAGACCGGGAACGGGGAAACUUUCCCAAAAAGGAAAACGCCGUUUGGGAUUUUUAGACACCUGUAGAUUAUUUGAUGGAGUUACUUAGAUUAUUUUUGCGGUAAUUAAAAGAUGGUUCAGUGUAUGCUCCAGUAAGAUGUGUGGCUCCGGAUCAUUCUCCGCGCGCUCGACAUGAAGAGAUUCAUCGGUGUGUCGCAGCUUUCCGCGUUCCUGCUCUACAUUCCUCUUCUUCAGGUUUCUACUAUUCUGGCCAAUUCCCACUCCAAAGUGAUGCUGUUCCCGGAGGCCUGGAGCCGCGGUCUGUGUCACUCCACGGAGCGGAUGGUGGAGGUGGAUCAGGAGUAUCCUGGAGGCGUGGAGCACAUAUACAGUCCCGGCUGCGUCCCAUUGCUGCGUUGCUCCGGCUGCUGCAACGACGAGAAGCUGACCUGCUUUCCCAUCCGCACGCGCAACAUCACCAUCCAGCUGUUGAGGAUCACUCCAGCGGAGCGGAGCAGGGAAUAUGUUCUUCUGUCCUUUCAGGAACACCGGAGCUGUGAGUGCAGGUAUGAUCCCGGUCCACUCCUCCGGCUCUUUAUCUAUUCAUCUAACUCACUUUUGUCUUUCAGGCCCAGACGACACCACUUGAGGAAUCAACACAAUCGGAGACGGAAGGGAAAGCCCAGGAGGAGACGGAGGGGAAGAAAACACCGGGAUUGAGACGCUGCCGGUGUCAGAUGUGACGAUCGCUGUGGCAAACAGGCACCUUCAUUUUCCUUCAUCAUCGUCAUCAUCAUCACACAAGCACUUCUGGACAUUAUGUGGACACAAUCUAUUUAUGCAUGUUUGGAUUGCCAUUAAGAAAUGUGUGUUACAAUAAACAUAAUCUGCCCAUCUGAAGGAGAUGACCAGAGUUCAUCAGGGAAUGUGAAAUACUGUACUUUGGUGUCGCUCACGUCACGAGUUCAACAGCCUGCAUUCUUUAUAAUAAAAUUGUAAAAAAAUAAAAAAUUAUUUUUAAAAAAAGCUUGAGUUAGUAAAUACAGUGCAUGUACGUGUCCCCAUCAAAUGUGUCUUAAUAUAUUUUAUAAAACAAUAAAAUCACAAUA